Messenger RNA from Hyphopichia burtonii NRRL Y-1933, 2298 nucleotides. RefSeq lists its product as uncharacterized. Gene Ontology annotation, cellular component: cytosol; nucleus. The record is from RefSeq and is a predicted model, not a curated record. The transcript has 3 exons. The coding region runs from base 1 to 2298 and encodes 765 amino acids. Lineage: Eukaryota; Fungi; Ascomycota; Pichiomycetes; Serinales; Debaryomycetaceae. Gene Ontology annotation, biological process: protein quality control for misfolded or incompletely synthesized proteins; protein deglycosylation; carbohydrate metabolic process. Gene Ontology annotation, molecular function: carbohydrate binding; peptide-N4-(N-acetyl-beta-glucosaminyl)asparagine amidase activity.
AUGAAGUUACUUUCAGCACUCCCACUUCUUUGCAAUAUACCAUCUCUAGCAAUUGCCGAUCACCAAUCGACAAUUUUCAAAAACUAUGUUGACGUCUUCACUGGAACUGAAGGAGGAGGAAAUGUGUUCCCAGGGCUGGCUCGUCCGUUUGGGAUGGUCAAGCUUGGAGUCGACGUGAUUGACUCUUCUAGCGGUAACGCGUAUUCGGGAUAUGCUCCAGACGGGAAAAUCUCGGGGAUUUCAAUGAUGCAUGAAAGUGGGACCGGAGGUGCUCCUCAAUAUGGGGUUGUUGCUCAGUUACCUUAUACCGACGAUAUUGAUUUUGCCACAGAAUUAACUUUGGAUCGUCAAUCCGCUGAUUCGGGAAGUGUUGGUCAAUAUCAAGUCAAUUUUACUAAUGGAGUCAACGUGGAAUUGGCUGCUGCGGAUCGUAGUGGUAUUUAUCAUUAUACUUUCCCUUCCAAUGCUUCUGCUAAGAUCUUGGUUAAUGGUUCUCAUCAUUUAAGUUCUCCGCUGAGACCCUGGUGGUCUCAAUAUUCAGUAAAUGGAUCAAUUGAGGCAAAUGAUGAUUUAUCUCAAUAUAAAGGUUCUCAUACUUUGAAAGGUGGUUGGGGUGAACAAUCUGAUUGGACCAUCUAUUACUGUGGUGAUUUCGAUACCAAACCAACUUCAGUCACUAGUUAUCAAGGUACUAACGUUAAUGAAAAUAAUGGAGAAUCUUCUUCCACAAAACAAGACGAUUCCUUUGGUUUGGUUUUUCAAUUCGAUAAAUCGGAAAUAAAACUGAGAGUUGGUAUUUCUUUUAUUUCAAGUGAUCAAGCCUGUUCAAAUAUUAAGAAUGAUUUUGGUAACGAUUAUGAUACUGAUCAAACUAUCAAAGAUUCAAUUUCAAAAUGGAAUGAUGAAGUUUUCAGUAAAUUUGAAAUUAAUACUAAUAAUAAUGAUACUUUAACCGAUAUUUUUUAUUCCGCUCUUUAUGGCUCUCAUCUUUUACCUUCAAAUCGUACUGGUGAAGCUCCUUCUUGGAACUCGGAUGAAGUUUAUUAUGAUGAUUUCUUCACUCUUUGGGAUACUUUCCGUUGUCUUAAUCCUUUAUUUAAUUUAAUUAACCCAACUAGAGGAGGGGAAAUUGUUCAAGCAAUGACUAAUAUUUAUAAUCAUGAUGGUUAUACUCCAGAUGGUAGAUCAGCAAAUCAAAACGGUAGAACUCAAGGUGGUUCAAAUUCAGAUAUCGUAAUGGCUGAUGCCUAUGUUAAAAAUAUUAAUGGCAUUGAUUGGGAUAACGCUUAUAAAGCCAUGAAAAAAAAUGCUGAAGUUCAACCUCCUUAUAAAUAUGAUCAAUUUGCUCCCGAUGCUUCUAACCAAGAUGGUAGAGGUGCUUUACCAGAUUGGUUGGAUUUGGGUUAUGUUACUAGAAAGUAUACAAGAUCAGUCACUCGUACUAUGGAAUACUCAUAUGAUGAUUAUUCUUUAUCAGUUGUUGCCAAAGGUUUAGGUAAUUCAGAUGAUCAUGAAAAAUAUUUGAAAAGAUCUGCUGGUUGGCAACAUAUUUGGAAUAAAGAUGCUUCCACUAGUAAGUUUGAUUAUACUGGAUUUGUUCAGCCCAAACAAGAAAAUGGUUCUUGGGCCUAUGAUAAUUAUGAUCCUUUAAGUUGUGGUGGUUGUUAUUGGGGUGAUGAUGAAUAUGAAGGUAAACCAAUUGAGUACGGUUGGAGUGUUCCUUGGGAUAUCGAAACUUUAAAAAAUUUAAUUGGUUCAAAUGAUACUUUUGUAAAAAGAUUAGAUGAUAUGUAUGCUUUAUAUGGAUCAGAAGAUAUUGUUGAUGUUGGUAAUGAACCAAGUUUCUUGACUCCAUAUCUUUAUAAUUAUGAUAAUAAGAAUUAUAAAACUGUUAACACUAUUAGAUACAUUAUUAAUUCUAAAUUUUCUAAUGGUAAAAAAGGAUUACCUGGUAAUUCUGAUGCUGGUGCCAUGCAAGCAUGGUAUCUUUUCGGUUUAUUAGGUUUUUAUCCAGUUGCUGGUACAACUACUUAUUUAUUAUCUUCUCCUUUCCUUCCUUAUUAUGUUAUUAAUUUGGAAAAUGGUAAAAAAGUUGAAGUGACUGCAAAUAAUUUAAGUUCCGAAAAUUAUUUCAUUCAAAGUGUCAAGAUCAAUGGUGAAUCUUGGAACCAAAACUGGUUUGACCACGAUGAUUUAUUCAAAAAUGGUGGAUCCAUUGAAUAUGAAUUAGGUUCGGAUCAAAAAGUUUGGGAAUCUGGUGAUUUACCACCUUCUCCAGUAUCCUAUACCAAAUCAUAA